AUGUUAACGAGAAAGAGAACAAUACCAGACUCAGCAUCAUCACAUGUUGAUGAUAAGGUGCUGGUUGGGCUUGUUCCACGAAAACUGGACGAUAACGACCUGCCAUUUUCAGAUUUUGAUACAGCUCCAACACUGUUACUGACGCAACUAAUCCACACUAUGUUGGAUAAGCGUUGUUCAAUUAUGUUACUUGAGUCUGACCUUGACUUCCAUGUAGUGGACAAAUACAAUCAACCAGUAGCUGCGUCUUUGAAAAUUUUCGUUAUCUUCCCCAUGGGCAUAAUAACAAUUCAGCAUAUCAACACUUCCGACCUGCGAUAA
Messenger RNA from Striga asiatica, 321 nucleotides. NCBI's taxonomy places the organism in Eukaryota, Viridiplantae, Streptophyta, Magnoliopsida, Lamiales, Orobanchaceae. The record is from the annotation of a GenBank genome assembly.